Messenger RNA from Blepharisma stoltei, 2657 nucleotides. NCBI's taxonomy places the organism in Eukaryota, Ciliophora, Heterotrichea, Heterotrichida, Blepharismidae. The record is from the annotation of a GenBank genome assembly.
AUGUACGCUGAUAGACUUUUAGGGCGAACAAUAAACUUCGAAUCAGGUUCUAUCACAAUUGAGUCUUUAUUAUCUCGGACUUCAUACUCAUCAAUAUAUCUCGGCAGCCACCAAGGGAGCCAAUUUGCAAUAAAAUGUACAACAAUUUACAUGUCACAUUUCCAAGAAGUGUUUUUAAAAGAAUCUACAGUUCUCCGACAGAUAGGUUCACAUCCUAAUAUAAUUUCCCUAUAUGAUUGCAUGCUUUUGCAAGAGCUUCCACAAGUAGGCAUAUUGAAGCUUGAACAUUGCUCAAGAGGAAAUCUAUGCAAGCUGAUGGAAACUCAAAACCUUACUGAUGACCAAAUUUUAUUUGUAUUGAAAGACAUUAUUUCUGCUCUAAUUAAGCUGCAGGAGAAUGGGAUAAUACACAGAGAUAUAUCACCAAAAAACGUAUUAGUGACUGGGGAUUUUAGAUUCAAAUUAUGUGAUUUUGGAAGCUCCCUUAAAUUUGAAGAAGCUAAAGCAGCACCAGCUAUGGCAAUUGUGCUGGGAAAUGUCGAAAAAUUUACACACCCAGACUAUAGGCCACCUGAUUUCCAGAGUGAGUUAGACUUGGGGAAAAUGGAUACCUGGGGACUCGGAUGUUUGUUACAUUUUAUGAUGUACAGAGAGAUGCCUUUUAAUAAUAAAGUAGACAGUGCUGACAAGCCUGAUAGAUCCGAAUUAUUAAGAGAAAUCUUAAACCUCUGCUUAGAGCCUGUUCCUAAAGAAAGAAUUUCUCCUCGGCUGCUGCUUAAUAUGGUAAAUAACUGAAAAAUGCCAGCUAAUUUAGCAUUUAACUCAGGAUCAAGCCACCAAAAAAUUCCUUAUUACUCCUUGAAAUCUUCAAUUAAAUACUGCCUUGAAAACUUAUUUUCGCUUACAGAAAAUCCACCUGAUCUAUUUUUGCUUCACAAAGUUUUCUUAUCUGCUUAUAUAAAGCCAGACUCUAUAUCAAAAUUUUUUAAUUUAUUAAAAAAUAUUGAUAAUUCUUUGACUAUUGUUGCAAUAAAAGAAUUGGUGGUUCUGCAUAGAUAUAUGAUUUCUGGUCCUAUUGAGGCUAGUGUCAAUAAUCAAAGCCUAAGGGAAAUCUUAACUGGAUUAUUAGGGAAAUGGACAAAUAAACAGAAAGAUAAUAGAGAUGCAUAUCAUUGUGAUUAUUAUUGUGGACUGGUGAGGCAGAUGUGUAGGGUUCUUUUGGAAAAAAUAGGAAUACACCAGCAGACUGGAUCUCCAGGGAAUUGGAAGAAAAAUAUCCAAACGCAGCAUAUUCAUGUAGUUCUGGAGUAUUUGGCUAAACUUAUUAGAGUUUGUGAAGGGCUUUAUUUUGGAGUCACAAAUUUAAAUCGAAUUAUGAACUUUUUAACUAUGCAGCUUAUAGAAGAAUGCCAAAGACUAUCAGCAAUUAUUAAUAUAAGCUUAAAACCAAUUGCAGAGCAGCAUCCAAUAGAAGUAAAUACAUAUACCCAGCUAUUCCAAAGAAUUGCAAACCUCACUAACCAAAAAUCACCUGACCUCCUCCAAGCUCCAAAGCAAGAAAUCAGAAAAAUUCAUUCUCAAACUUCUAAAUCUCCUCAAAUCCUUAUUCCUCAAAACCCACAAAUGAAUCCGAAUAUGAUGCAAAACAAUCUGUCUCCAUCUCGGCCACAAGUAAAUUUAAUGAUUCCUGACCAAAUCCCUUUAUUUCCUUCUACUCCACCUAUUCAAAAUCAAAAGCCCAGCAUAGUAGAAAAAAGAUGAAUAAUUAAGCCAGAAGAAUUAAAACUUGAAAAAAUUUUAGAUUAAUUUAUAAUGAAUAAAUCUGUAUAUUUACUAUAAAAAAUUAGAUAAUUCCUAUUAUAAACAAGUAUAGCUCUGGGGCAAGCUGCACUGUCUAUAAAGGACUAUUCAAAAAAACUCCUGUCGCUAUCAAAAUGAUAAAAUCAAUGCCUGGGCAAUCUCUUGAAAAAGAAUUUGAACGUGAAGUGACCGCUAUGAUGCUUCUAAGACACCCUAAUUUAAUUCUCUUUAUGGGCGCUUGCUCAGAGCCCCAGAUGAUUAUUGUUUCAGAAUUCUGUGGCGGAGAUACUCUAUUUAAGCUGCUUCAUGAAAGGAAAAAUAUCAUGCUUACAUGGAAACAAAAGCUGAAAAUUUUAAGAGACGUAGCCAGAGGGAUGCAUUAUUUACAUGUAAACGACCCACCACUGCUGCACAGAGACCUAAAAAGCUUGAAUUUGUUACUUCUUGAAGAAGUAAACUCGCCUAAUGAUAAAAUUCAAAUAAAAAUCACUGAUUUUGGAGUUACUAGAAUGUAUGAUAAUACUGAACAAAUGACAGGACAGAUGGGAACUUGCCAUUGGAUGGCUCCAGAAGUCAUAAAUAAUCAGCCUUAUGCUCUCUCUGCAGACGUUUAUUCAUUUGCAAUUGUCAUGUGGGAGGUAGCUGCAAGAGAAAUCCCUUAUAAAGAUGUAAACCCGAUGGCGAUACCUGUAAAAGUGCUGAGAGGGGAAAGACCAAAUUUAAGCGGGAUACCUUCUACUUGCCCAGAAAUGAUUAAAGAUAUCAUAAGGGCGGCUUGGGAUGCAAAUCCAGCCCGUCGGCCUACAUUUGGACAGAUUAUUGAUGCUUUAGACCAAUUAGACGCAGAAACGCCUUAA